This is a messenger RNA of Scleropages formosus (Asian bonytongue), 1977 nucleotides long. Its product is annotated as probable global transcription activator SNF2L2. The transcript has 10 exons. Gene Ontology annotation, biological process: transcription elongation by RNA polymerase II; chromatin remodeling. The record is from RefSeq and is a predicted model, not a curated record. Gene Ontology annotation, molecular function: chromatin binding; protein binding. Lineage: Eukaryota; Metazoa; Chordata; Actinopteri; Osteoglossiformes; Osteoglossidae. Gene Ontology annotation, cellular component: RSC-type complex. The coding region runs from base 527 to 1204 and encodes 225 amino acids.
AUUGCCCAUUCUGUUUCUUCUUGCCUUUCUAAACUUUUGGCAGCCUCAGGUAUACAGUGCAGUUUGUUUUCACUGUACUGUAUAACAAUGCUGACAUAUUACCUUCCUCAGUGUUCAUCUGAUCAUCUUGCCAUGAUGCAGAAUUUCUUGCCUGGCGAAAGGCAUGUCCUGCUCUAUCUACAUGUGGUCCACAGAUGGUUCGAGGAGUGUAAGGGCCAACUUCUUUUUUGUAGGACUAUGUGGUGACAGCAUCAGUGCAUGUAUGAAAUAUGCAUAACCAAGGAAUGGAAGAUGCUUUUCAACCGACCAGUGAAAGAGUCACCUUGACAAACCCAGUGGGGAGACUUCUCGGAACAAGCAGCGAGCUCCUCACCACAAGUAAGAAGCAUGACGGAGAAGUUAAUGAAGCAAAAGAAGCUGAGCCAGAAAGUGAUGCAAGACACCAGAUUUUUUUUGAAGGAUUGAAGUUCAGUUUUGCAGGGACAGAACAAAGGAGAAGGUGGCUGGGGAAGGAAACGUGGAGGAAAUGGAGGAAGUUCGUCUAAAGAAGCGCAAGCGCAGGAGGCAUGUUGUGAAGGAACUGAGGACGGAGGACGGGGAAAUUGUGAAAAAACGGCGUGGUCGACCACCCGCAGAGAAGUUUCCCCCAAACCCUCCUAAACUCACGAAACAGAUGAAUGCCAUUGUGGAAACUGUCAUUAACUACAAAGAUGGGUCAGGCCGAAAGCUCAGUGAAGUCUUCGUCCGAUUGCCUUCAAGAAAAGAACUGCCAGAAUAUUAUGAACUGAUCAGAAAGCCGGUGGACUUCAGAAAGAUCAAGGAACGUGUUCGUAACCACAAGUACAGGAGUGUGGAAGAUCUAGAAGAAGAUGUUAUGCUUCUCUGCCAUAAUGCACAGACUUUCAACCUCGAGGGAUCUCAGGUCUACGAGGACUCGAUAGUGCUUCAGUCUGUGUUUAAGAGUGCCAGACAGAAAAUUGCAAAAGAGGAGGAGAGUAAAGAAGAGAACGCUGGGAAUGAAGUUGAUGAAAAGGAGGCAGAAUCAAAAAUGAAAGUGAACAUAAAUACAGAUGGAAGUGGGCACGAGAAGGGCAAAAAACAUCAAAAUAGGGGAAAUGCAAAGGCAGUUGUCAGCGAUGAUGAUAGCAAUGGUGAUCAAGAUGAUCAGGACAAGUCUGAAGUCAUUGUGAGCAGAGAUGACUGAGGGAGACGAAAAUCAAUUCAGCUUUGUACUCCUUUUCUUUGGCUGUUUGAUUUCCCUGUCUUUUUAAAAUUUGCCCUCUAAGGCACACAGUUAGUGUUCAGGAGUGAAAAUCACUGUGGAGGGGCUGAGGCCCACAUCAGCCCAUCUCAUUAUUAACACAAACAGAACAGGACAAGUUUGACUGAGUUUGAUGCCGACAUUCUCUGUCCAUUUUGCCCAGUAAAAACAAAGUUAAUUCUGAAGCUUUGGACUUUAAUUGUAGAAAUGGAAAAAGGAUGAAGAUCUGUGUUUUACAAAAUGCAGAAUUAAAACAUCCAUAUUGUAAUACAUGGUGAUACAUUUAAACUGUUUAUGAUAGCUCAGUAAAAAUAGAAAUUCAAUAAACCAGUUAUCAGAAUUAGUCUGAUUUAUCAUAAAUGAGGAAGUUAAAUCCUAUGCUGCAGUGGAAAUAUUUUGGCGAGGCUGCCAGUUUUCUAUAAUUCACUUAACACAUCACAGUAUAUCCAUGAACAAGGACUGUUGAAGUAAGACAUUUAGAAGGUGAUUUCAUCUGCAAAAGUAAGAAUAUUGUCAUUCUCAAGACACAAAGCACAUUAAGAUGUAUUUCUUGCCAGAUACUCACAGAUCUCUCAGAAUAUGACUAAUAUGGCAGAUCUGUUUUCAUGAAAUUGCUUUUUUGAGUUAAAGAAAAAGGUUAAUAGUAUCAUAUUCAAGAGUAGUGAUUGUGUAACCAUAAAGCCUUGCCACUACUGUAUUUUUUAUAAAUUUUUAAA